AUGGCAUCUCCCUUGUGCAAUCUGCCCUUUCCCAUCUCCGAGCUGACAUGGGAGAAGUUUGACCUGGUCAAGAAGCACUUGAAAGUUUCGAAGGCGGAAUGCUUGACGAUCAUGUGUCAUGUGCUUGGUCCACCUCCAGGGCCUUUGACAGAUGCUGCUGCGGAGAAGAAGCCGAAAAAGCCUCGAGCAACCAAAUCGGCUGCUGAAUCUGAACCAGUGGACAAGAAGGACCUUCCAGAAGAUGAUUAUGAUGGGAUGAGGUGUGUUGAUGUGACGCCUGCUUAUCUUAAGGCGCAGAAUGCUGCUAAGACGAAGCCACGGGCAGCAAAGUCAAAGGCCUCUCCCAAGUCUCCCACGCCCAAGUCGAAGGGGAAGAAGGCACAGCCAUCGAGCAGUGCCAAGAGCAAGUCAAAGAAGGUGAAGAACACCGAGAAGUUGAAGGAGCCUUCGAAUUCCUCAAAGGGCCCCGGGAAGAAGAAAAACAAAGAGAAGAAGGAGAAGAAGGACACCGUGCCCAUGGAAGCGAUCCCUGAAGAUCUUGAGGUGGAGUUGGAGGAUGAGCCCGAAGAUGUGGGAUCCCCAGCUGCAGAUGGUGUGGUGACCAGGAAACGCAAACCUUCUGUGACCUCAACGUUGGAAGCUGUGAACUUUGAUGGCUCCACCCUCAAGACCCCGAGCAGGGAUGCAAAGCACACCAAAUUGGAGCCACCUGCGCCUACGGUCGUCAGCCCUCCUGCUGCUACUGAGUCUCAGGAGUCUGUGGGGUCAUGUGGAACCCUUCAACGGGCGAUUGACUUUGUGACUGCGCAGGGCCCAGCCAAGACAGCCAAGAACCUGGACAAAGAUUUUGAUUCGCUGUCGACGGCAACCACCAUCCAGCUUGGUCAAAGCCAACCCGGUGAUCUCCAAGGGCAAUUGGCGGCUGCCUUGGCUUACAUCAAGAAGUUGGAGGAUACCCAGGAUGUGGCGGACACCGUGCCCGAACCAACGUUGCCAGAUACCAUUCCUGGAGACCUUGAUUCUGUGCCUCAGGAUGCUCAAGGCCAGCCUGAAGAUCAACAGGUCUCUCCUGCUGGUGACGAUGGGGGUGCCAAAGCUGCGCCGAUGUCUGAUCAGCAUCCUGGUGGCGAUGGCAAUGUUGCGAAGGCACCUGCUGAGCCUGACAAGCAGAGCUUGCCACCGAAUGAUCCUGCCGUUGAUGGUGAAGCCCUUGAUGACCAUGAACUUCAAAGUUUGGCAUCCACCAUGAGCUUGGGCCCACCUUGGGAAACUGAGUUCUACCAGUACAAGCGGGAAGGUGAUCAGUGGGUGAAAUCGGUGAAGGAAAAGCACGCCUCUCUUGCAAUUGCCCGGGGUUGGAAGCUUGGACCCAUUCCUGCGACUGAAGACCCGGUGGUCAGAUGUGAAGCACCCGUGCCAGCUCUGUCCAUUCCCAUGACGCCACCUCCGGGAGCUUUGCCUGCAGCAGCAACAUUGCCUGCAGCAACUACGGUGGCUACGCCUGCAGCAGAUGAGGUGGCUGCGCCUGCAGCAACUCCGGUGGCUUCUGCACCAACUACGGUGGCUGUGCCGGCAGCAACUGAGGUGGCUUUGCCUGCAGUGACUGCGGCUAAGCAUGCAACAGCCGAGGUGGCUAUCCCUGCAGCAACUCCAACUUCGGUGGAUAUGCCUGCAGCAACUGAGAUGGCCUUGCCUGCAGAGAUCACGGUGGCUAUGCCGGCAGCAGCUGAGGUGGCUAUCCCUGCAGCAACUCCAGCUUUGCCUGCAACUACGGUGGCUAUGCCAGCAGCAGCUGAGGUGGCUAUCCCUGCAGCAACUCCGGCUUUGCCUGCAACUACGGUGGCUAUGCCUGCAACUGCUGAGGUGGCUAUCCCUGCAGCAACUCCAGCUUUGCCUGCAACUACGGUGGCUAUGCCUGCAACUGCUGAGGUGGCUAUCCCUGCAGCAACUACUUUGGCUGAAGCAGCUCCGGUGGCGAUGCCUGCAGCCAGUGCUUUGCCUGCAGCAACUGUGGCUGUGCCUGCUGCAGCCGCUGAUGUGGGCACACUCCGCAUAGAUUGGACCACUCACAAAAAAGAAGGCAUGAGAUUGAAACGCCUCAUGGAGGAGAGUGCCCAUGGAGCUGAGCAGUUCCCCCACAUGCACAAGCUCUGGCAGUCUGGACGUGAAGGGCAGAAGCAGCUCCUGCGGGACUGGGUGCUGAAAAAUGGCGAUGCUGGUUCCAUCGAAGCCCAGAUCGUGCUCCAGAGAAGCAAGUCGAGCAACUUGGGGACGCAAAGGGAAUUACUCACAGUCAAGCAAAUGAGGGAGGACAAAAAAUGGCCGGACAAGAAGAUCAGGGCAAUUUUGAGCCGUGGAGAGUAUAUAGAAGAUGAAGAUUGCCCGGACGCAGAAGAGCUCCGCCGAUAUUGGUGCAACACAUCGACUACUUUGAAUGAGAAUGAGGAGGUCAGGCAGCAGACCACCAUGACCAUCCAAUCUGCAGCUUCCGCUGAUGCCGUGGACUCGCUCAUGACGGGACCGGGAGCUACAGGUCGGCGAUCCCACUUGUCAGGUGACAGCAUGGAACAAAUCAUGCAGUCUUUGCAGCAGGCUGCCAAUCCAGGACAGACCCUGGCGCCCAAAGCGAAGGCAAAGAACAAGGCCAAGGCGAAGCCCAAAGCUGCGGCUGGAGCAGUGGCAGAGGUGACGGCGAAGACCAUUGAUGAAAGGAAGGCAGAGAUGAGUCUUGCCCUCAGCAUUUGGAUCUUGAAUUGUUCCUCUUUGAAGAAGGAGGUGAAUGCCAUCACGAAUCUCAGCCUGGAGCUUCCGCAAUCGAAUGGGCUUCGCAAGACCCUGGGUGAGUACAAAACCCGGUUUGAAGAUGCGAUCGAUGAGUUGAAAGGCAUCACCACUGAUGCCAAUUUGGCUGAUUUGAAGGAUGAGUUGGACAAUGAGGUGAAGAGCAUGCGCCUCGUCAAGGUGCUGACGAAAUCCCAACAUCCUGGCGAUCGGAACGUGUGUCAGGUGGAAUCAGUGCCAGAUCAGAGCGAACAACGCGUCCAUGCUGCAGCAUUGCGGCAUCAAUUUGGCCUUGAUUGCCAGCUGGAAUACCGGGCGAUUCCUGUGUGCACUGGGCAUACUGAUGAAGGAGCACCCAUUAUUGAGCUGGUGGAGUGGCCUUUCGUGAUGCCCUACACUUUGGUCAGAGCAAUGCUGAAAAAUGGUUUCUUGAAGCUGUUGGUACAACUGGACAAGCUGGAAGCUUACUGGACAAAUAUGCUAAAGGAGUACCCUGGCCAUCCUGCAGAUCACCGUGCUACACUUCAUUUCUUUGUGAUGAACUUCAAGGGCGAUUGGAAAUAUCUCAAGCAGCUCUUUAACCUGGAGAGGCACCCCUCGACCGAGAAGGUCUGCUGGAAAUGCGAGGCUACGAAGGGAAGCGCUGAUUUGGAUGCCUGCUACACAAACUUACGAGAUGAUGCUUCUUGGCGUGCUUCUAUGUGGCAAAAUCUUCCAUGGUCCCAAACUCCGGAAUUUGCCAACUGCAGGGGUUUUCAUGUGUAUAUGCUGGCUGCUGAUAUCUUACAUCUAUUUCAUCUUGGAACUGGAAGAGACCUGGUGGGCUCAUCUCUCAAAGUUUUGGUGAAAAUGCGAUACUUCGAGGGAUCCUCCAUUGAAAUUUCACUGGGCCGAGCGACAGCGUCUCUGAAAAGAUUUGCAAAGAACCGUGGCUACAGCUUGACCCUCCGCAAGCUCACCAAGCAGAACUUGACAUGGGCCUCCGAUUCCUACCCCGAAGUGAAGUGCAAAGGCUUUGAUACUUUCAUCUUGCUCGCGUGGCUGGUGGAGGAGGUGGCAACUCAGAUGAUGCUGGAUGAGAUGUGCACAAGCCUCUGGAGUGCAAACAAAUGGCUUCAGAUGUUGUCCCACUCAGACAUGUUCCUCGCAGAUGGACAACAACGCCAAAAGGUAGUUGUUGGAAGUCUUUUUCUGUGCAGUUAUCUGCGGCUGGCACAAAGGGCGGUGGAAAACCAUCAGCGUCUUUGGCGUGUGAGGCCAAAAAUCCAUGGCUUCACCCACCUCAUAGAAGAGGAUAGGCCAGGAAGGCAAAAUCCCCAUUUUGCUAGCACGUGGAUGGACGAGGACUGGGUUAAAAGAGUGAUGAAAGUGAAAAAACGUACGCAUCGACGUACGGCGCCCACCACCACGUUGCAGCGAUGGCUGUUAGCGCUUGGCACAAAGCUGCAAGAUGCUCUGGCGACGAUGCGAUGA
This is a messenger RNA of Cladocopium goreaui, 4254 nucleotides long. NCBI's taxonomy places the organism in Eukaryota, Dinophyceae, Suessiales, Symbiodiniaceae. The record is from the annotation of a GenBank genome assembly.